CAGUUUAUUAUCUCAUACUUGAACGAGAUUUUACUUCGAUUCGUCCGCAGCUACAUACACUUUUAUACUAAUUUCAUAUUCACUGUUUUACGUGUAUAAAUAAAUGUAUUCAAAUAUCUUCUCUACUUCUUUUCAUAUCUAUCUAUUUACGUACAUAUGUUCUGCAAGUUUUUCCAAGUUAACAAAUUCUCGUGUAACACGUCGAAUAAUUGUUUCUCUUCGAUCUUUAUCCUUUAGUCGUAAAAUGUGCAUCAUUUAAUGAAAUAAGUAACCUUUCAAUUUUUUUACAUCACGAGAAGUUUGAUCAAAAGCUUGUGUAAACACCUGUGUUCCUGUCAUAUCGAUUGAGACUAAAAUGAUUUUAAUAAUGUACGUUGACGUAUUACAAUGUUGCCUCGAGUUGUCAUUGAUUGCGACUUUGUACCCUCUUUUGCAAAUAUAAAUGAUAUUUAUAAAGCAAGAAGAAAACUAUUUAUUAAGGAUCUAAUGGACUAACGGAUCAAGUCCGAAUUGACUUUAAAGCCCUCGUACGAACUGUUUCAGUUUGAAGUACAAUCAUAUAAUGUUUUUUAAAAUAUGUUUAUAAUGAAAAUGGCAUAUUUUGAUAAAGACACAUUUAUUGAAUAUUUACCAACAAAUAUAUAUAAUGAUUUGGUUAAUGAAUUAAAUAAGAAUUCGGCUUGGAUGACAUUGGCAAAUCAUGUAGCUGAAUGGUUGGAAUAUCCAUGUACUUUAUGGGUACAAUCUUUACAAAACACAAAACCACACGAGUCUCCAGGGGAAAAGCUUCUUUCUGAGUUAAAUAUUAAAAUGUGUACUAUUGAAGUUUUACGUGUGCUGUUAACAGAAUGCAAUCUUCUUAAUAUCCUUUCUAUUAUAUCUGAUCCAGAACCGCUACAUAUUAUUGUGCACCCAACAGAAGAAUUAGGAACCGAUACCUUAAAAAUUUCAUUUGGGCAACAUCUUCGCUUGUGUUGUAUGGCCAUUGGAAUGCCACCACCAAAUUAUGUAUGGUAUCAUGGAGAUACACAGUUGCAAGAUUGUACUUCUAGUCAACUUGACAUUAUCAUUACCAGUGCAUCUCAAACAGGAGACUAUAAGUGUAAAGUAGUUCAGAUAAAAAGUGAUGGAACUUUAUUAUCAACUUUAAUUUCUAAACAUGUUACUGUACAAGUUUGUCCUAUACCUGUUAAAAUCGACAAACAACCACAAGCAGUAAUCGAAAUACAAGCUGGCGAUAGUUUCGCGAUUUCUUGUAAAGCUGAUGGAUACCCUGAACCACGUUAUCAGUGGUUCCAUGAAAAUACUAUCCUGGAAGGAGAAACUUGUAACACGUUGCAUAUAAAAAAAUUUACUUCAAAAUACGAAGGGAAAUAUUAUUGUCAUGUCUACAACGAUAUUAGCGAAGUUUAUACAGAAAGGACCCACGUGAUGAUGAAACAUCCAAGAUUAAAAGCAGUCGCAAAAAUAGCUUUAAUCAUUGCAAAUGGAGAGUACGAACAUCACAAGGAUCUUCUAACUGUCAGGAAUGAUGCGGCUCUGGUAGCUAAUCUUCUUAAAGAAAUAAAUUUUGAAGUAAUUUGUCUGCUGAAUUUAACAGUUGCUCAAAUGAAAAGAGCGAUACAAUUAUUCAGUGAAGCAUUAGUCGACGGUGUAUAUGGUUUAUUCUAUUUUGCUGGUCAUGGUUUCAAGAUACAAGAAAGUUACAUGCUUGCAACAGAUUCUCCAGAAACAUAUUUAAGGAAAGAUGCAAUAUGUGAAAGCGAAUUAUUAUCUGCAUUUCUUAAAAAUGAUCCUGAAUUAUUAAUUAUUAUUUUAGAUAUGUGUCAAACUCUUCCCUCAAAAGAAUUUAAUCCUGAUAUCUAUCUUGAGCUGCCAACAGUGAAUGAAUAUAAAAGUAAGAAGAAUCUUCGAAAUUUAAUUCAAGCAUAUUCCACGUCUAGUCAUCGACCGAGCUAUGAAAAAGUAAAUAGCAAGUACGGUUUAUAUGUGACUCACCUUAGCAAAUUUAUCGCCAAGGAUAUGAUAGUUACAAAAAUAUUUGAAGAGUUAGGGAAAUCUUUUGAUAAUUGCUUCAAAGGCAAAGAACGCAAUCAAAUUCCAAUGUUUGCUUCGUCUGUUACAAAGCCGUUUCGACUCACGGAUGCUAUCUAUAAAAAAGAUCUUCCAGCUCCCAUUUGUUAUUUAAACAAAAUAAUAGCAUUCUCGACACAAACACUAGAUAUAACUUUUAAACAAGUCAAUAUGAGUACUAAAGUUGUAAUAUCAUUAUUUAUGGAACCCUACUUAAACUUAAUAAAUAUCAAAGUACUCGAUUUACAGAACAUAGAAAUCAAUUACCUUAAUUCUGUACCUGCAAAACGAAAUAAUUUAUUUCACGAUCAAAAUACGAAAGAAUGCUGGAUUCACAAUCCUCAGAUAAACGAGGGACCACUAAUUAUCUGCAUUUCUAAGGAUGGAACUGCUAUUGGUGCAACAUUUCUACAUAUAAAAGAUUACAUACCUCAGUUAUUAAGAAAAAUGAACUGUUGAAAUAUGUAUUUAUAUUUCUUUUAUUUCAUAAUAAAAAAAGAUAUUAUUGCA
Molecule: messenger RNA, 2583 nt
Organism: Megachile rotundata (alfalfa leafcutting bee)
Lineage: Eukaryota; Metazoa; Arthropoda; Insecta; Hymenoptera; Megachilidae
Product: mucosa-associated lymphoid tissue lymphoma translocation protein 1
Biological process (GO): proteolysis
Molecular function (GO): cysteine-type endopeptidase activity
Source: RefSeq, a predicted model, not a curated record